Messenger RNA from Puntigrus tetrazona (Sumatra barb), 8798 nucleotides. It is a transcript of the gene unc13bb, whose product is annotated as unc-13 homolog Bb (C. elegans). Gene Ontology annotation, biological process: synaptic transmission, glutamatergic; presynaptic dense core vesicle exocytosis; neuromuscular junction development. The coding region runs from base 418 to 6489 and encodes 2023 amino acids. Gene Ontology annotation, molecular function: phospholipid binding; calmodulin binding; diacylglycerol binding. Gene Ontology annotation, cellular component: neuromuscular junction; synaptic vesicle membrane; presynaptic active zone cytoplasmic component. The transcript is spliced from 34 exons. The record is from RefSeq and is a predicted model, not a curated record. Lineage: Eukaryota; Metazoa; Chordata; Actinopteri; Cypriniformes; Cyprinidae.
GAGGACACUGUGAAUACGAGCGAGCGGGAGAGUGAGAGAGAGAAUGAGGAGAAUGUUUGAGGCAGAGAUGCUCUACUGUGACUGUGUCACACUAGCCUAGACUGGGACCCACUCAGCUGUGCCGAUGUCUGUGUUGUGUGGACAGGGUUGUGUCAGCGUCUUUGUUCAAGAUGUGUUGGAUUGCCAAAGCAGCCUAUUGGAAAAGUCCUUAAAGUCCUUUCAAAACAGGAUUGUGGAUUAGCUCAACGAUUUGAAAUCCAGAAGCAUUUUUAUAUGAAGGUGGUUUGGAUUUUGUUGAACCCUCAAAGUGAAACUUGAUUUUUUUUUUUCCUGCAGGUGAAAUGCAACAGCUCUGUAAUCGCAUGCACCAGAGCUUCAAGGUUCUGGUCAGCAUCUGAGGCACCCCCAUUCUGAGGGAUGUUAUCUCGGAGUCAUUCCAAAGAGCAAGAUGAAACAAAUGGGUCAGGUGAAAUUCAGCAAAGAAUGUCCAAGAAAAGAGAACUUGGCAAAAAGAGGACCCAGAGUCCCAAGGUCAGUCGGAGCAUACGCAAGAAGAUCCAGAAAUUCCUCCAGGGAUCAGGGGAAUACACUGCCUAUGACUCCCAGCACUCUCCCGUGGAGAUAGAGGAUGAUAUGUUCAUCUGUGGCAUUAAGAGAGAUCCCUCUACUCAAGAGUGUACUCUUUCAACUCAGCGUAGUUUUGAAAGUCAAACUAAAACCUCUAAGAGUGCUGUUAUUAGGCAGGGGAGGCGUAAUAGUGAUGGCAGUAUCACUAUUCCAUCCAUCCUGGGAAUUAACAAAUUAGAGCCCAAAGAUCAAGCAGAAGAGAGUGAGUGUGUAGAUGGAAGAGGUGCCAUGGAUAAUAAACCAAGCCGAAGUACAGACAAUGACAAAAAAAGAGAAGUAGGGUCAAGCACCAUAGUGGAGCAUAUUUUGAAGGAGCUGCAGGGGAUUAAUAAAAUCCAAGAAGAGAUAUCAGAUUUGCGUCAAUACCUGACGUCUGUAAGUGGCUCAGUAGAUGAGGUGUCUUGCUGCGUAGAUGCUGUACUGUUGGAAAUUGAGGAGCUGUAUUCAGUUGGUGCUAUAGGGAAUCCAUCGCCUCGAAGAGUUGUGGCUUAUCAAAGAAGUCCAGGUAGGCAGAAUGCUGUUCCUCUCUUACAAAGCAGAAAUAGUAGCCCGGUAGUAAAGCAUAGAAAACUGGAGAAGAAUAAAAGUAGACCUCUAUCGGCUACAGCGAAUGUGUCAGGGUGGGAUGAGGAAACAGAUUAUAAAGAUGUACCCAGAAGAACUAAGUUACACAAUCCCAAAACUUCUGACAACUUGGAUGCACACUGUUCCAGGUUUAAGAAGUCAAGCUAUUGUCAUCUUUAUGGGCAAGAGUUUACAAGCACUAGUUCCUUAUGCUCAGGUCACAGUUCUAACAGUCGAGAUCAAGAAGGAAGUUAUUAUUCUAGAGAGGCAGCCCAAGCAAACAGUGGUUGGACAUGUUCAGAAAUGCAGUUGAGCGCGAGUAGAAGAGGAGGAUGGAGUGGAGACACUGGAUGGAGUGAGGAGGAUUACUGCUCCUGCCAGAACAGUGCAGACGAAUUGGAAACUGUUGAACACCCAGAUACAUGGUACAGGUACAAUGGAGGUGAGACAAGUCAUUCAUCACAUAGCAGCUCUGAACACCUAUCCCUACUGUUUGGAAACCAUGGUUCCCCAUCCAGCUCAUCCAGUGUUGUAGAUUGGAGGCAUCCUAAGAAUCAAACUAUCAGUGACAUUGGCUGCGACUGUACAUCAAAUUGCAUGUACUCACGGAGUUCUGGAUACCACACCAUGGAUGCAUAUGCUGAUGAAUCCUGUAGUGGGCCUUCUCGAAGCCUUAGUUGUUCAACAGUUGGAAUGACAGACUAUGAUGACGGUUGCCCAAAUCUACUCUCUUCUUGUGAGCAUUGCCUCUGUGAUGUGGAUUCAGAGAAAGGCUGGUCAGAAGGGGCUUGCACAGAUAUGUAUGACCCAGAUUACUCUGAAAAUACAGACACUGAAGAUUCACAGCCAUCUAAUCUAGGAUAUGAUGUUGUAAAGAUAAGUAAAGCCAUGCUAACUUUCCACUCCGCUUUAAGGGGAGCCUUGACCAAGCUUGACACACCUGAAUAUCAGUGUCUAGAUGAGGACACUAAGUCUGCAGUCCCAAGUCCAUGCAAAUCCAAUGACCUUGAGGAGGAUAGCACCACAUUCAGUGAAUCAAACGUGGACAUUGUUGAACCUUCUGAAGGUGCAAUUUUAGAUCUCAGUGUGUCUCCUCAAAAAGGCAUUGAAGAUUCAUUCCAUGGUAAAGACUUCCAGGAAUUACUAAACCGGCAACGUAAUUCUCAAGCCUUUGAUCCUCUACUAUCGACUCCAAGUACGAUUUCCCCUUCACAUACUCCAAAUGAACACUAUGCAUUGGACCACUUCGAUAAUGUAGAGGAACCUCUAUCAGAUCAGAAACUGCAGUGUACUCCAGAGCUUAGCUCAAAACAGUUGGAUUUGAGUUCAGGGAAUGUUGAUUUUUGUGCUCAACAAAUGGCAUUUGGCUCAGGUAAUAUUAACAUAAGUCCAGAGGGCACCAGUUUAGGAACACUGGAGACAGAUGUUAAUGGAAAACAGGCGGAGCAUAGUCUUGACAAUGAACCUUCCCUUGAAGACCCUCACCACCAGAAGUGCCUUGCCAAUAUUCAACGUGUGCUCAAAGAGAAGAGACAUCGACAUAGAUUGUCCAGGAUUGCCAAUGCCUCAAAGAACACUUUCUCUGAGGAGGAAUUUAAACAAGAGGGAAGCAGGGAAGAUGACCAGGGAAAAGAAAAUGGAGAUAAUUCAAGACAUGCUUGGAUCAAAGCUGGAAAUGGGAGUGGAAUAUUUGGGAUUGACAGUAUGCCAGACCUUCGUAAGAAAAAAGCUAUUCCUCUGGUUAGCGAUGUGGCUAUGUCUCUGGUCCAAGCCAGGAAGGCUGGCAUUGCAUCUGCGAUGGCCUCACGCUCCUCCAUAAAAGAUGAGGAACUGAAGAACCAUGUAUAUAAGAAAACACUGCAAGCUUUAAUCUACCCCAUUUCUUGUACAACACCUCACAACUUUGAGAUAUGGACGGCCACAACACCCACCUACUGUUAUGAGUGUGAGGGGCUUCUAUGGGGUAUUGCACGUCAGGGCAUGCGCUGCACAGAGUGCGGGGUCAAAUGUCACGAGAAGUGUCAGGAGCUGCUGAAUGCAGAUUGCCUACAGCGCGCGGCUGAAAAGAGCUCCAAACAUGGUGCCGAGGACCGCACUCAGAACAUCAUUAUGGCCAUGAAGGAUCGCAUGAAGAUCCGUGAGAGAAACAAGCCUGAGAUCUUUGAGGUCAUCCGAGAUGUAUUUGUGGUCAGCAAGGCUAUCCAUGCUCAGCAGAUGAAGACCAUCAAGCAGAGCGUCCUGGAUGGAACUUCUAAGUGGUCAGCCAAGAUCACUAUCACAGUUGUCUGUGCUCAAGGACUGCAGGCUAAAGAUAAGACCGGCUCCAGUGACCCCUACGUGACUGUCCAGGUGGGUAAAACCAAAAAGAGAACCAAGACGAUCUACGGCAACCUCAAUCCUGUCUGGGAGGAAAAGUUUCAUUUUGAGUGCCACAACUCCUCUGAUCGCAUCAAAGUUCGUGUUUGGGAUGAAGAUGAUGACAUAAAGUCACGAGUGAAGCAGCGCUUGAAAAGGGAGUCUGAUGACUUCCUGGGCCAAAGCAUCAUUGAGGUUCGCACACUGAGUGGAGAAAUGGACGUGUGGUACAACCUUGAGAAAAGAACAGACAAGUCUGCUGUUUCUGGUGCAAUCCGUCUUCAGAUCAGUGUGGAAAUAAAGGGUGAAGAAAAAGUGGCCCCCUACCAUGUCCAGUACACCUGUCUACAUGAGAACCUCUUCCACCACAUCACAGAUGUCCUUGGUCAGGGUGUUGUGAAAAUCCCAGAAGCUCGUGGCGAUGAUGCCUGGAAGGUGUACUUUGACGAUGUACCACAGGAGAUAGUGGAUGAAUUUGCAAUGCGCUAUGGAAUUGAAUCCAUCUACCAGGCCAUGACGCACUUUGCAUGUCUCUCAUCUAAGUAUAUGUGUCCCGGGGUCCCUGCUGUGAUGAGCACCCUGCUGGCCAACAUUAACGCCUACUACGCCCACACCACUGCAUCCACCAAUGUCUCUGCUAGCGACAGAUUUGCUGCAUCCAACUUUGGGAAAGAAAGGUUUGUGAAGCUGUUGGAUCAGCUGCACAAUUCCCUGCGUAUUGACCUCUCAAUGUAUCGAAACAACUUCCCUGCAAGCAGUAAGGAGCGUUUGCAGGACCUAAAAUCCACAGUGGACCUCCUGACCAGCAUUACCUUUUUCAGAAUGAAGGUCCAAGAAUUGCAGAGUCCUCCAAGAGCCAGUCAGGUUGUGCGAGACUGUGUCAAAGCCUGCCUCAACUCUACGUAUGACUACAUCUUUAACAACUGUCAAGAGCUGUACAGUCGUCAAUAUCCUCAGAUCGGAGACACGCAUAAGGAGGAGUGUAUUCCGGAAGAUCAGGGCCCAAGCAUCAAGAAUUUAGAUUUCUGGCCCAAACUCAUUACUCUAAUAGUGUCCAUCAUUGAGGAGGACCGUAACUCCUAUACACCUGUUCUAAACCAGUUUCCUCAGGAGCUGAAUGUGGGAAAGUUGAGUGCGGAGGUCAUGUGGAAUCAGUUCUCUCAAGAUAUGAAGUAUGCCAUGGAAGAACAUGAAAAACACCGGCUGUGUAAGAGCGCAGACUACAUGAACCUGCACUUCAAGGUCAAAUGGCUGUAUAAUGAAUAUGUGAAGGAUCUGUCAGCUUUCAAGGGUGUUGUGCCCGAAUACCCCGUGUGGUUCCAGCAGUUUGUGCUGCAGUGGCUGGAUGAGAACGAGGAUGUAUCCAUGGAGUUCAUGCAUGGAGCCCUGGAGAGAGAUAAAAAAGAUGGAUUCCAGCAGACGUCAGAGCAUGCUCUCUUCUCCUGUUCAGUGGUGGACGUCUUCACCCAGCUCAACCAGAGCUUUGAAAUCAUCAAGAAAUUGGAGUGUCCUGACCCCAAAGUCAUGGCCCUCUACAGCCGUCGGUUUGCCAAGACUAUUGACAAAGUUUUGCUACAGUACAGUGCCAUUUUGAAGAAGAGCUUCCCGUCCUAUUGUGAUAAGGAGAAGAUUCCAUGCGUCUUGAUGAAUAAUGUCCAGCAGUUGCGUGUUCAGCUUGAGAAGAUGUUUGAAUCUAUGGGUGCCAAACAGUUAGACACAGAGGCCAGUGACAUCCUGAAUGAUCUCCAGGUCAAGCUGAACAACGUUUUGGAUGAGCUGAGCAGCACCUUUGGAAACACUUUCCAAAGCCGCAUUGAUGACUGCAUGCGUCAGAUGGCCAGUCUGCUGUACCAGAUCAAGGGUCCUGUGAACGCCAACAACCGUAACCAGGUGGAGGCCGACUCUGAUAACAUGCUGCGGCCACUGAUGGACUUCCUUGAUGCAAAUCUGAUGCUAUUUGCCUCGGUGUGUGAGAAAACCGUGUUGAAGCGAGUGCUGAAGGAGCUGUGGAGAAUUGUGAUGAACAGUCUUGAGAAGACCAUCAUCCUUCCUCAGGGCAAUGACACCUUUGGAAUGAUCUUUUCAGCAGCCAAAGAAUUGGGUCAGCUCUCUAAACUCAAGGAUCACAUGUCUGGUGAAGCUAAAAGCUUGACGCCCAAGCAGUGUGCUGUCAUGGAUGUCGCCCUUGAUACCAUAAAGCAAUAUUUCCAUGCUGGAGGAAACGGACUGAAGAAGGUGUUCUUGGAGAAGAGUCCUGAACUGUCCUCUCUGAGACACGCACUGUCCCUCUAUACACAAACCACCGACACACUUAUCAAGACGUUUGUCACUACUCAGCAUGCUCAAGUGCAUAAUGGAAAGGGUAUGAGGAUAACACCUAGUGAGAAAAUACAGCCAUCUAGGGGCUCAGGAGUUGAUAAACCAGUAGGGGAAGUAUCCAUACAGAUUGACCUCUUCACUCACCCAGGCACAGGAGAACAUAAAGUUACGGUUAAAGUUGUGGCGGCUAAUGAUCUGAAGUGGCAGACGUCUGGGAUGUUCCGGCCGUUUGUGGAGGUCACCAUGAUUGGCCCUCAUCUCAGCGACAAAAAGCGCAAGUUCACCACCAAAUCAAAAAACAACAGCUGGGCACCCAAAUUCAAUGAGACCUUCCAUUUUAUUCUUGGGAAUGAGGAUGGGCCAGAGUGUUAUGAGCUGCAGGUGUGUGUGAAGGACUACUGCUUUGGCCGUGCAGACCGUGUGGUUGGUAUUGCAGUUAUACAGCUGCGUGAUGUUGCGCCGAAGGCCAGCUGUGCCUGCUGGUGUCCUCUUGGCCCACGGAUACACAUUGAUGACACGGGCCUUACCGUCAUGCGCAUCCUCUCCCAGCGCUCAGGUGAUGAGGUUGCUAAAGAGUUUGUUAAACUCAAGUCUGACACACGCUCGGCCGAGGAGGGGAGGUGAGGAUGUUUCUACAGCGGAAGACAAUCUCAGACUCUUAAGUGUUGGACGGACAUUAACACUGUCACCUUUUUGUAUCCACACCAAUGUUUUUGCUGCCCACUUACGUCCACAGAGAAGGGCUUUUAGGGACACGAGAAGCCAUGUGACAUGUUUCAUAAAGAGCACUGUUAGUAUGGCAGUGGAUGAGAGGGAGUCAUCCAGAAGAAAGAUUGAACACAAUAUCUAUUCAAUUUAUUGAUAUAAAAAACACACACUCAUAUCCAGCCGCUAAUAAACUAGCAAGGGUAGACUAGUCAGGGUAGAUACCAGUAGUGAGGGAUAGGCAUACAGGUUGCAUUGGGCCAGAAUUUUGUCUAAUAUUUUUUUGACCAUUGGGUAUUUAUUUAUUUAUUUAUUUAUUUACAAAUGGAUCAAUCUCAUGGAAACAUUUAGCUAAAAAAUUAAAUAAUGAAUAAAUAUAAAAUAUAAUUACAUUUUACAUUAAAUAUAAUCAACAUGAUUAUACAUUAAAUAAAUGCAAUUACAAUAUUAACGCAAUAUUGCCUUUAUGAUGAAUUAAGUUAAUGAAUAUGUAUUUGAUAUGCUGUAAUAUGUUACUGUGAGUAAGUACUGUGAUUUUAAAUAUGAGUGUUUGAUAUAUAUAUAAAAAUAAUAUUUAUUAUUUAAUUAUAACAAAUGUAAUUCACAAUGGAAAUAAUCUCUCUCUAAAUAGAAUUUUUGUAUUUUGGAGUUUUUAUUUUAAGCAUCCAUUUUUGAUGUUUUGAUACAUUUUUAUAAUAAUUGAAAAAGUAAAACCAGACAUGCAUAUCCCUCACAAAUAUGCUUGGUCGAUCCCUGACUUAAGGUCAUUUAGGACACAUAACCAGUAGAUGGCACUGUAAGUGUGCUGGGUCAUUAUUUUGGUAGUGACUGUCACAGAAUAGACAUUCCACAUUCAUUUGUGCGCUUUUUCUCUGUAAACACCCCUUUUGCCAUGUGUUUAUUGCCUUAUUUGGUUGAUGCUGUGAAUGUGUCAAGUUGUAAUGUAAUUAAUAUGAUUGUAAGGAUCAUUGUGGCUCAAGAGACAGUGUUUGUGUCCUAAGGGCCAUAUCUCAUUCACUUAGUGUUGUGGAGUGAUUCGUUGCAUGAAUGAACCAAAAUAAAAAAUCGUGCUGGACAACUAGGAAAGGAGGGAGGGUUUGUAGAGCGACGUCAAAUACAUUUCACUCCAUUUCCAAGUCAGCUCACAGCAUAACACAUUUGUCAGCCGAAAGUGUGCCUUUCAGGCUUUGUGACCGCUCAGAUUAUGGAUGACCUGUUUUGCAUCUCUCUUACAGUCACCAUUCAUUUAAAAUGUGAGCGGUACUUUGGCCAUCCUCUACGACCAGUAGGUGGCAGCAAUAAUCUUAAGUUCGCAUUCACACCUGCUUCACCAGCCACAGUAUUGAAGCUAAAAUGCGUUUAAUGGGGUGUUGUUUAAUAUUUUUCAAUACUCUAUGUAUUAGAAUGAAAGCGCUGAGAAAUCUGCAUCAGCUGAGGAGAGGAAAUACGAACGUAAAAAAAAUAUCAGAUCAAGCUCAAAUGUCACCACUGAUCAAUAAAAGAUGACUGCAUGUUGUUGUUUUUUUUUUUCAUUUCAAAGUGGCCUUAUUUGUUCUCGCGUUUUCUAUUUAAACUAUUUUAACUUUUUUCCUUUUUAAGUAAAUGGGAGUUCUUUUUUCUGUGAAGUCUUCAUGUUACUACGUUUUUUUUUGUUUCAAAUGAUUUUCUUUAGUUGUUAAUUGAGAAAUUUUAUACUGUUGUGCUUAGUUUUGCAAGAAACGACAACAAAAACAAAGGAAAAAGACAGUAACACUAGAUUUGUCUCCUCAUUUGUUGCCUGUGCGAAAGUCUCACCUUGUUAAUCCAAAUUUCAAUGUAUAAAUAUUGUAUUUUUCACCAAACACUGCCAAUAUGUAAAUGUAUGUUGAUUGCCAAUCGUUAUUGUGACUGUUGAACCUGUUAUUUCUGCACAUUUCUCACUUCUAACUGUGUCACUUUAUAUACUGUUACCGUUGUUUAGGCCAGCACUGUAUUUUAGGAGGGAACUAUCACUCUUUGUAAUAUACACAUUCCUCGUGCCAACUUGUGGAAGUUCUCACUUUAUUUUUAAACUCUUGAAACACUACUGACAGCUAAUACUGGCAUGUACGGGACUUGACUCCGUUUCCUCACAUUUUUGAAGUUACAUUGGUAUUGUACACAGUCACUGACAAGAAAAAAAUGUGUUAUUAAUAUGUAUAUGUGCACAUUCCAACACAUGAAUUUAUACAUAAAGUCUCUUAAACCGA